Messenger RNA from Mandrillus leucophaeus (drill), 1559 nucleotides. Its product is annotated as interleukin-17 receptor E-like. The coding region runs from base 12 to 1559 and encodes 515 amino acids. The record is from RefSeq and is a predicted model, not a curated record. Gene Ontology annotation, molecular function: interleukin-17 receptor activity. Lineage: Eukaryota; Metazoa; Chordata; Mammalia; Primates; Cercopithecidae. The transcript has 16 exons.
CCCCCAACCUGAUGCUAGUCCCUUUCCUGUUACUUCUCAGUCACCGCAGGAGCCCCUUGUCUUUCAGGCCAUGCAGCCAUGUUCUGGGAGCCCUAAUUGCACAGAAGCCCAUGGGGAGCUUCAGACCGUCAGCCCUGCUCCUGGCUUUCCUCCUGGUAGUCAUCGACCUCUCUGACUCUGCUGCGAUUGGCUGUCCCCACCUGCCCCACUGGAACACCCGCUGUCCUCUGGCCUCCCACAUGGAUGAUAGUUUCACUGGAAGUUCUGCCCAUAUCCCUUGCCGCACCUGGUGGGCCCUCUUCUCCACAAAGCCUUGGUGUGUGCGAGUCUGGCACUGUUCCCGCUGUUUGUGCCAACAUCUGCUGUCAGGUCGCUCAGGUCUUCAGUGGGGCUUCUUCCACCUCCUGGUACAGAAAUCCAAAAAGUCUUCCACAUUCAAUUUCUGUAGGAGACACAAGAUGCCAGCACCUGCUCAGAGGAAGCCGCUGCCUAGUCGUCGCCUGUCUGAGAAGAGCCAUCACAUUUCCAUCCCCUCCCCAGACAUCUCCCACAAGGGACUUCGCUCUAAAAGGACCCAACCUUCGGAUCCAGAGGCAUGGGAAAGUCUUCCCAGAUUGGACUCACAAAGGCACGGAGGGCCCGAGUUCUCCUUUGAUUUGCUGCCCGAGGCCCGGGCUAUUCGGGUGAACAUACCUUCAGGCCCUGAGGUCAGUGUGCGUCUUUGUCACCAGUGGGCACUGGAGUGUGAGGAGCUGAGCAGUCCCUAUGAUGUCCAGAAAAUUGUGUCUGGGGGCCACACUGUAGAGCUGCCUUAUGAAUUCCUUCUGCCCUGUCUGUGCAUAGAGGCAUCCUACCUGCAAGAGGACACUGUGAGGCGCAAAAAAUGUCCCUUCCAGAGAUGGCCGGAAGCCUAUGGCUCGGACUUCUGGAAGUCAGUGCACUUCACUGACUACAGCCAGCACACUCAGAUGGUCAUGGCCCUGACACUCCGCUGCCCACUGAAGCUGGAAGCUGCCCUCUGCCAGAGGCAAGACUGGCAUACCCUUUGCAAAGACCUUCCAAAUGCCACGGCUCGAGAGUCAGACGGGUGGUAUGUUUUGGAGAAGGUGGAUCUGCACCCCCAGCUCUGCUUCAAGUUCUCUUUUGGAAACAGCAGCCAUGUUGAAUGCCCCCACCAGACUGGGUCUCUCACAUCCUGGAAUGUGAGCAUGGAUACCCAGGCCCAGCAGCUGAUUCUUCACUUCUCCUCAAGAAUGCAUGCCACCUUCAGUGCUGCCUGGAGCCGCCCAGGCUUGGGGCAGGACACUUUGGUGCCCCCUGUGUACACUGUCAGCCAGGCCCGGGGCUCAAGUCCAGUGACACUAGACCUCAUCAUUCCCUUCCUGAGGCCAGGGCGCUGUGUCCUGCUCCACACUUCACUCAGCUCCCUGGGGAGGAGAAUAUGCCUGGUUCAUAGGGCUGGGGGACUCUGUGCCCUCAGGUGUGGCGGUCAGAUGUCCAGUUUGCCUGGAAGCACCUCUUGUGUCCAGAUGUCUCUUUCAGACGCCUGGGGCUCUUGA